CCUCCUGUUGAAAGCCAAGAGACCGAGCAGACAAUACCGUACACAGCAGCAAGAACCAACCAUGCCGCAAAGCAACGUCCCCAAGCAUCUGCGCAAGAAGAAGAAGGGCCAUGCCCCGGCUCAUCAGAACACGUUUGCCUUCCAGCACAAUCCCAAUUCCACAAAGACGAGUAAAAUUAUGGAUCUGCCCAAUGUGCACGUGUGUCGUCGCUGUCACGACAAGAUUGAAUGGCGCAAGAAAUAUCGCAAGUACAAGUCUCGCACGCAGCCAGGGAAAUGCAACAUUUGCCAACAAAAGCGAGUCAUGGCGGCCUAUCACACGAUUUGCGGAAAAUGUUCCGAGACCGACAAGGCCAAGAAACUUGUCAAGGAGCAUUUGCUGACGAAUCCGCCGAAACAGCAUCAAUCUACUAAUACCGAUCAUCAUCAAGACAAUGAUGAUCCAGAUCGAGAGGAAGAAGAAAAUGGCAAGAACAUGGAACGUAUUGGCGAGGAGGCAAAGGAACAGUUGGAAGUAAAUGCAGAGCCUGCCAACGCCACCGAGGAAGAGCCAGAGGCGUCUACAGCAAGUACACGGAAAGAAGGCCGUCGAGCAUGCUGCGUGUGCGUCAAAGAAUUUGCUCUUCCAGAUCCAGCGGAUGAACCCAAGGAAGAAGAUCCCCUGACAUCGGGCAAGAAACUUACGUUGCGACAACGAAAAACGUUGGAACGACAAAAGGAAGCCGCCAAAAAGAAGCAAACCACUUCUAAAAAGAAACAAGAUGACAACACCGAUCCAGCAAAUGACAAUCAGCGACAAGACAACCCGUUUGUGGAUUCCGAUUCGGAUGGCGAUUUUGAUCCCUUGGUGGAUUCCGAUGAAGACGAAGAUGACCCAUUUCUCAAAGCGGUAGGAGGCAAGUUGUUGACUGGGGAGGCCUACCAAAAAGCUUUGAUGGAGAAGGAACAGCGGCAGGCUUAGAUAGCUAGAUUGUCUUUAGAAUGCCUUUGCAACUUGGCAUCAUAUUCUAAUAACUCAAGAUUCGUUUCGAUACUUCACCGGACAUACGAGA
Seminavis robusta is the source of this 1052-nucleotide messenger RNA. Lineage: Eukaryota; Bacillariophyta; Bacillariophyceae; Naviculales; Naviculaceae. The record is from the annotation of a GenBank genome assembly.